AGUCCUGGGCGUGGCGCACGUACCCGGGCUCCCGGCACGGAACGAGUGCGGGGCUGGGCCUCAGUCGGCCCCAGGGGAGCGAGUGGGGCGGGGCUGCUGCGCCCGCCUUCUCCUCCUCCCGCCUCGCGGGCUCAGAGCGGCGGCAGCAGCGGCCGCGGUGACAACUCCGCUUCUUUCGCUCCGGCUCUCGCGCUCCCGGGCCCUGCGCCCCGACCCCGCCGCCGCUCCUGCCGGGGCCCUAGCGCGCCCCCUCCGCGCUUCACGCUGAAGUUCCUGGCUGUGCUGCUGGCCGCGGGCAUGCUGGCGUUCCUCGGUGCCGUCAUCUGCAUCAUCGCCAGCGUGCCCCUGGCGGCCAGCCCCGCGCGCGCGCUGCCGGGCGGCACCGACAAUGCCUCGGCCGCCGGCGCCCCGGGCCCGCAGCGCAGCCUGAGCGCCCUGCACGGCGCUGGCGGCUCGGCCGGGCCCUCGGCGUUGCCGGGAGAGCCUGCUGCCAGCGUCUUCCCGCCGCCGCCCGGGCCGCUGCUCAGCCGCUUCCUCUGCACGCCGCUAGCAGCCGCCUGCCCGUCGGGGACCGAGCAGGGGGACGCGGCGGGCGAGCGCGCAGAGCUACUGCUGCUGCAGAGCACAGCGGAGCAGCUGCGCCAGACGGCGCUGCAGCAGGAGGCGCGCAUCCGCGCAGACCGGGACACCAUCCGCGAGCUUACCGGCAAGCUGGGCCGUUGCGAGAGCGGCCUGCCGCGCGGCCUCCAGGAUGCCGGGCCGCGCCGCGACACCAUGGCCGACGGCGCCUGGGACUCACCCGCGCUGCUCCUGGAGCUGGAAGACGCGGUGCGCGCGCUGCGGGACCGCAUCGAGCGCAUCGAGCAGGAGCUCCCAGUCCAUGGGAACCUCUCAGCACCAGCCCCAGCCGUGCCCACCGCCCUGCACUCCAAGAUGGAUGAGCUGGAAGGCCAGCUGCUGGCGAAGGUACUGGUGCUGGAGAAGGAACGUGCUGCCCUCAGUCAUGGCAGCCACCAGCAGCGACAGGAAGUGGAGAAGGAACUGGGUGCCCUGCAGGGUCGAGUGGCAGAGCUGGAGCAUGGGUCUUCGGCCUACAGUCCCCCGGAUGCCUUCAGGGUCAGCAUCCCCAUCCGCAACAACUAUAUGUAUGCCCGCGUUCGCAAAGCACUGCCAGAACUCUAUGCCUUCACUGCCUGCAUGUGGCUGCGCUCCAGGUCGGGUGGCUCCGGCCAGGGCACCCCCUUCUCCUAUUCGGUGCCCGGGCAAGCCAAUGAGAUUGUGCUGCUGGAGGCCGGCCUUGAGCCAAUGGAACUGCUGAUCAACGACAAGGUGGCCCAGCUGCCUCUGAGCCUGAAGGACAACAAUUGGCACCAUAUUUGCAUUGCCUGGACUACCAGGGAUGGGCUGUGGUCUGCAUACCAGGACGGUGAACUUCGGGGCUCUGGUGAGAACUUGGCAGCCUGGCACCCCAUCAAGCCACAUGGUAUCCUUAUCCUGGGCCAAGAGCAGGAUACCCUGGGGGGCCGAUUUGAUGCCACCCAGGCCUUCGUCGGUGACAUUGCACAGUUUAACCUGUGGGACCAUGUCCUGACACCUGCCCAGGUCCUAGGCAUGGCCAACUGCACUGGACCACUGUUAGGCAAUGUCCUCCCCUGGGAAGAUAAGCUGGUGGAGGCCUUCGGAGGUGCAAAGAAGGCCACCUUUGAUGUCUGCAAGGGGAGGGCCAAGGCAUGAGGAGCCACCUUGUUCAGAGCCCUUCCCUUGCCUUGAAGGGGCACUUCCCUCCUCAGCCUGUUCACGUGCUGACCCUCCUACCACACCCCUGGCCAUAACUCCCACUUCCCAUCACAGGCACCCACACCUUCAGAAUGCCCUGUGCUGGAUGGAUGUCCCCUCAGCUGUCUAGGUAGGGACCAAUAUCUCAAAUCAAUUGGUCCAACCUGGAGUCGAGGCAGUCCUGACUCCUGGCAAUGUGUUGGUAUGGUCUCUCCCCUGCACACACUCUGCCCUCCCACCAGCCACACCAGACUGCACUAAUUCCAACAUUCCCUGAGGAGUUGUGGGGAGAGGUGGCCUUUAACCCUCUCAUCCCCUGUGCUUCAGGCCUACACAGGCUGUAGAAGGGAUGCCAGUGAUGAAUAAAAUCAGACCCUCCUCAUCUGUCUUCCUCAGUUGCCCACAGGCGCUACAGGAUCAUCGUUCCCAUUGCCCCUCUCCUCCUCCCUCCUUGCUCCAGUUUCUUUGCGUGUUGUGGUAAGACUGUUGGUUUGCUGUCAGUUCAAGCCCUGCCUCAGUUUCCAGGAUGUUCCCUUCCCAGAUUCCACCUAACAGCUAGGGACCAAGACCUUGGAGGCCAAAGGGCUGUAAUCAUCCCCUGUACCCACUGGCAACUUUGCCCACCAGCAUGGUUGACCACCCCACCCCUAUGCCCACGACAGGGCUUUGUUCACUCUAGCCUAGCCUGAGAGCAUCCAAAGCAGAGGCACCAUGUCCUAGGAGACAUUUUCCUGCCAAAUCCGGGUGGCUCAGCCAUCAUAUCAACUCCUUCUGCAUGGUCCUGGAAAGGCCGGAGGAUACUGAGAGACAGGACAGAGCACUGUGUGAGAGAGAGGACCCCUUGUUUCAUACUCAGUCCUGCUGCUGACUUGCUGUGUGGCCUUCUUUAAGAACCCACCCUUUCUGGGCCUGGCUUUCCUGUGAGCUGAGGCCAUAGUGUUGGCCGCUUCUAAGAACGCCACACUUAGAACAUGAGACAAGCCAUGAUACCUGGUGGACAGAGCAAACAAAGAGCACUGGAGGAACAGUGGCUUAGCAUAGAAGGUUCUGGAACUGGAAAGCAGGGGUUAGGGUCACAGCUGGCUCAAAGGGUCAGUGUCAAGGACAAGGCUCAAGACAGACCAGACACAUAUUGGAUCCUUCACCCUUGCUUCUCUGAGAGUGUCUCAGCUAGAGGCUGAGUCCUUACCAGCUCCCCAGAGCACAGAAGCACAGAAGCAUGUCAGUGCUGAGAAAGACUGCCCAUUGUAGGCUCUUCCUUGUGGAAAAUGGGGAAGAGCAGAGAGAGGGCAAUGAAUAGCACAACAUGGCAGGCCCAGAACUUCUGAGUCCCUCCUCAGUGCUCUUCUGUGUACCAUACUGCCUGUUGUUGAGGGCCUUUGAGUCCAGCUUAUACCUGUGCAGGGAGGCAUUUGAGAGGACACAGUGUUUUCCAACAUCUAUGUGGGACAUCCAACCCCAGGCUGUCCCCACCAACUUUUGUCCCUGUCUGUUCUCCCAAUGGCCAUUCAGCCUGAGACAUGGUGCAGGAGUGGGAGGUUAUAGCCCUUGCCGGGGAAUCGAGUCCAAGACUUGCCUCUGGCCUGCCGAUCUCUGUUUCCAUUUUGAGAGCAACUACGUGUCUCAGCACCUCCAUCCCCUGAAGAUAGUUGUGGUGGCUUCAGCCAGACCUGCUGAGAUCCAGGUUGCCCAGUAACAGCCAAUGACAUCAGUUCCAGUGCUGGGUCAAGUGUCUAUCAUUCAUGUUGUUGCUGGGUGACAGCUGAAUUCAGAACUUAGACCUCAGGGACUCUGAGCCUCAUCAGGCUUUUGCUAUUGUUCUAGAAGAGGUAGCUUUAGAGGAGACCUUGGGAGGACAGUCUUGGGAAGGAUGUGGCUACUGGGUCAUGUGAGCCCACCAGACACACCAUUCCAAUCCUUUCUGCUUUGUCACAGUGGUAAUAAAAAAAUGACACCUCUGCCACAUUCUCAUGCCAGGUCACCCUGGUUAAACUUCAGCCACCUCUCCCCAGGAGAAAAAAAUGGAGACACAGGGGCAUGUCUCUGAGUGUGGAUCACCAGGAUCACCAGGGAAAGAACUGGCUCUCUCUUUCCUGUUCUUAUCUGUUGGCUAUGAAUAUUCCCUGAGCACGUGGACCAGUUUUGAUGCCUUCUGCUGCUCUCAACAGGAUAGUCAUGACCCUGAGCUGCCCCCAAGGUCUGAUGAAGAUGGAGAUGGGUUUUCAGGCAGCCUUAGACACUGUAACUGCAGAGUGCUCUAUCUGCACCAUCUGGCUUAUCCUCUCAGCACAGUAUGAAGAGGUAGGACUGUUCUUAGCCUGUGAUGCAGGAGAGGACAGGGCUCUGAGAAGGUAGAGUAACUUGCCUGAUAUCAAUUGGCCAACUGGUGACAGUGCUAUUUGUUUGGAGGCAGGGUUACAUGCAUGGAGGACAGGGCCACCUCCUUGAGUGCAGAAGGAGCAGAGAUGGGGUGUGGGGCUCAGAGCCAGUGAAGGGUCUCUCAACUAUGCUCAAGCCUCAGCCUUUACUUGGGCUGCAGUUUUCAGGGCAGGAAAGGAGUCUCUGAAGUGAAGGCAGGAAGGCAGGGCGGAGGUGGCACCUCCUCAACCUCCUGUUCUGGACAAGGCCUAAGCCAGGUGCACUAAGCUGAUCUCUGCCAGAUUCCCACCUCUGAGGCAUGUGGUGGCCAGUUUCAUAUCCCAAGGCAUCAUCUCACCAGUUAUACAUAAAUGGGGACCACAGGCAUGAGCAUCUGUGGGAGGGAACUCAACCCUUGGCUUGCAGAUGGGGAAGCUGAGGCCUGGCCGAGAGCUCAAAUGACCCUUGAGUCCCCUCUGAUUGUGCUUCAUCUUCUCAUUUUUCCCCAAACUGUGUCCCACCUACCUAUAAAUCCCAGCACCUUUGGCCUGAGAAAACUGGAGAAGUGUCUUCUCCCAGAUAAGGGUCUCCUCUCUUCACCUCUCAACUCCAGCAGCCUGCCACCCCAGGUCCCACCUCCCAACCUAUCCCCUGCCCCUGCUGGGUGAGGAACCAGCCCCUUCCCAGACUGAGCAGCCAGCAGUACGCAUGUGAAGUGGUCACCAUGCUCGGACACUGAAAUGCGUGCCCUCCACUGCCCUCCCUCCUCACUUGGCUCUAUUCUGUAUAUAAGUAACAUGAGAUCUUGUGUGUAUGUAUGUGAGUGCAUGUGAGAUCUGUGUCAUGGUUUUGUUACCAUUUUUGUUUUUGUAAAUUUGAAUGUUCAAAAUAAACGUGGUUUACUCGGA
Phodopus roborovskii (desert hamster) is the source of this 5042-nucleotide messenger RNA. It is a transcript of the gene Nptxr, whose product is annotated as neuronal pentraxin receptor. The record is from RefSeq and is a predicted model, not a curated record. The annotation marks the transcript as partial. Lineage: Eukaryota; Metazoa; Chordata; Mammalia; Rodentia; Cricetidae. The transcript has 5 exons.